Messenger RNA from Owenia fusiformis, 1560 nucleotides. The record is from the annotation of a GenBank genome assembly. Lineage: Eukaryota; Metazoa; Annelida; Polychaeta; Sabellida; Oweniidae.
UGGAAGUGCGUCAGUUCCGUUAACAAUUGGCAAUAACUAUCAAUGGAACAGGAAAGUUAACACUAAAAUGGAGGUGAUAAUUCGUCUUCUUGAUCUUGGCUAUAGUGUUUUUAUAAGUGACGUUGAUGUUUAUUAUCUUGCUGACCCGAUGAGUUACUUUGAUGAAGGGGUGGAUGUUGUUAUACAAGACGGAUGGGAGAUGCUUAACCCUGGGUUCAUGUUUGUAAAUAACACAGCUGAGUCAAAGCAACUCUUCAAACGCACGUGGGACAAGGUCCUCAAAACAAACUGGAUGAUAAAAGAACAAGUGAAUGUGGAUGAAGAAAUAAAAACUAUGUCCGAGCAAAAAACUCUAAAAUAUAAAAGACUACUAGCAUCUCUUUUUCCAUGUGGAAAAGCAUAUUUCAAGCCACGUCCAAUUGCAUUGGAAAAACCAAGCGGUUUUGUUGCAGUUCAUAACACCCACAUCAAAGGACUGGAAGAGAAAAUCUAUAGAUUCAAAGAACAUUUAUUUUGGAUCAACGAUCGAAAUGGUUAUUUCACUUCUCUAGACUCACGAUAUAUCCAGUAUGAUAAUCCUAACAUUGGAUUUGAUAAUAAGACACUCCUUACUGAAACAAUUGCUCUGAGGAACGCAAUUGCGAUCGCAAAUUUAACCAAUCGGAUUUUAAUUCUCCCAAAAUUUUUCUGUUUUGGAACACGCUGUUCAUUGGCGAUUUGCCCAAAAAAUAUGACAGGUUCGUGCCCUUUAUCAGCUCACUUUAUUCCUAGAGCGUUUGAGCAUACAUUUAAAGGUCAGUACAGAGAAAGUACAUUCUUGAUCAACCCAAGAGUGCCAUAUCGGGUAAAACGUAGCAUUUCACCAUCAUUACUUCUAAACAACUUUCAAAAUAUUUGUUUUAGUGUCAAUCAUGAUCUUCUACUGAGUGUCAACAACACCAGCAUUUCAAGCAAUCAACAAAAUAAUGAAGUUUAUUUUGAGGACUUUACUGCUCUAUUGGAACCAUAUAAAAAGUUCAGGAUUUUAAAAUUCAGCAGCUUGUAUUAUGGUUUUAAGGGUUUUAAAGAUCUAAAGAAGCAACAAUGGCUUGACUCUAAAUGUAAAACUGGACUAGCGAGAAGGUGGCGAUGAUCACUGAAAAGUUCCAUACAUAGUACAUGUACUGUCACAAUAUUUCCUGUACAUGAUGGACAAACAGCUGACUUGGAUUUAAAAUGGCCCUGGUCACUGAAUAAGUAUACCUAGUUCAAAAUAAUAGUCAUACAUACUGUACUUCUACUUAAUUUGAUGCUUCUUAUUUUGGCAGACUUGCUGUUUUGAGCAUUUGGCAGCUACUUAAAAUUUGGCGGAGUUGCAUUAUUACAAUGUACUAAUGGUAUUAAUAUUAACAUAGUACUAAAAUUACCAGGGAAAUUGGCAGCUACUUAAUUUUUCAGACUUUAACAAUUUGGCAGGUCCACCAAAUUAAAAUGGCCACCAAAUUAAGUAGAAGUACAGUAUAUAGAUGUGAAUUAUAUGUAAUCAUGAAAUAUCAAAAAUAAAUGGGUGCAAAUAAUAAG